GUGAUAGGUUCCUGGUCUAUUCUGAGGAAUUAGGUCUUGAUUCUUCAGCCCUAUAAAAGGGGAAUAAGUUGCACAGAGAGAGAAAGAGUGAGAGAGAGAAAGGGAGAGAGUGAGCGAGCACAAGCCGUCUUCCUGUUCUCUCUCCUUCAUCAAGGCAAGAUAGGUCUACUAAAUAGUUGAAGGAGCGGAACAGAUAAGCGCCAGCUGCAUGUGGGCGUUCUGGCACAUCCUGGAACCGCUUGGGGCAAGGCCGAUCACCCUUGAGCGAAAAUUAACAUCUCAGGGAAGCCAUGACUACGACGAAGAUCCUGCUGCCUUUGGCUGGGUUACUGUUACUGAGUGGUCAAACCAGAGCAGCAUUUCAAGGAAAGCAAUUCAUCAUGGCCUUCAUGGAAAAUUUUGAGACGAGAUGGCCCUCUGAAACAAGCCUGCAACUGUUCCUCACUGGUUACCAUAAUUCCACCACGGUAACUGUGACAAAGUCCAAAUCAUCCACCCGGAAAAGCUUUUCAGUCGGAGAAGGCAAAAUGUUGCCCGUGCAGAUCCCAGCGACAGCUGAGAUGCAAGGCAGCAACACCUUCGAUGACUCCAUUUUGAUUCAGGCCGACAAUGACAUUUCUGUUGUCUUAAUGCACCGGAAGUUAUAUUCUGUGGCCACUAUGACUGUCUACCCAGUCCAUAAGCUCGGCAGACUGUAUUAUAUCGUAACCCCACCUGGCACAAGGUCAUCAAACUACUUAAAAGAAUUUGCAGUCAUAGCCUGGCAAGCUCCAACAAGAGUGGAUAUUGAUCUGAAAGGGAAUGUGGUCUUCAAGGGAGUGUCGUAUGCUGCAGGGAGCAAACUCACCAUUAACCUUUCACCUUUCCAAGCAGCCCAACUUCAAAGCUCAGAUGAUCUGUCCGGGACCAGGAUUGAGUCGUCAGCAGCAGUGGCAGUCUUGAGUGGGCAUGUUUGCGUCCAACAAAAUUAUUAUUGUGACCACGUCGCUGAGCAGCUCCUGCCAGUACCCAGCUGGGGCACUACCUUCAUUGUCCCCUCUGUCUCUCUCCAGACCAAUCCUGAUCUUGUAUACGUGGUGGCUUCCCAAAACACUCGUAUUCACUACCAGUCAGGGCAUCUAAAAAGCUUCCAAGACAUGGUGGCUGGAGAAGUCAGCCAUUUUGAGUUCCACUAUCCUCAGGCAUUUUAUAUCACUGCUAAUGUUGGGAUUCAGGUCCUUUUGUUUUUCACCGGUGUCAAGAUACAAAAAAUCGGCUAUGAUCCAUUCCUCAUUAACAUCCCACCCAUAGCAAGCUAUGGCCGAUCCUACUACGUUGAUGGACUGGGCAGAUUUGAGAACUAUGUGGCCAUUAUAGCAAAGAGCUCUGAAGCCAGCCGCAUAACCAGGGACAAGUCAGCUAUCAGAGGGUUUCAAUGGAGAGAGAUUCCUGGCACACAGUACUCAUGGAGUGAACGCAAGUGGGAUGUGACAACCAGGACCAUCUUCCUAGAGCAUCCCGACACAAACUUUGGUGUCUUGGUCUUCGGUAACAGGAACUAUGAGGGCUAUGGCUUCGCUCCACCACCAUUUGGGUCAUUUGAUCCUGCUCCGGUCCCAGAUGUAGUCCAGUUGACCUGUCCUGAGAACACCCAUUACGAGGCCUGUGGAACAGCCUGCCCAGCUACCUGCUCUGACCGUUCUGCUCCCUCCAAGUGCAAUGAGCCCUGUGUAGGAAGUUGCCAGUGCAAUGAGGGCUUCGUCCUCAGCGAUGAUCAGUGUGUCCCAGUGGACAGCUGCACUUGCACUCACAAUGGCAUGACCUACAAAGCACGGGAAGAAUUCUGGGCUGAUGAAGUCUGCCGUACUCGCUGCCAGUGUAACCCCAGAUCAGGACGGCCUGUUUGCCUCAAGUCGUCCUGCAAGGACAAUAAGAAAUGCCUCAUGGUCAAUGGGGUCCGAGGCUGCCAUGAGGUCAGCUACACCACCUGCACAGCCUUUGGGGAACCUCACUACACCACCUUCGAUGGAAAGAGAUACGAUUUCAUGGGAACCUGUGUUUAUCAGAUGGCGGGGCUAUGCACAGAGAACCCCAACCUCACCCCAUUUUUGGUGACGGUGGAGAAUAACAACCGAGGCAGUAAGGCAGUGUCCUACACCAAGGUGGUGACUCUGGAGGUCUACAACAUGACCAUCAGCCUGAGCCAAGGGUAUCCACGCAAGGUCCAGGUCAAUGGAGUCUCUAUGAACCUGCCAUUCUACUAUGAGAAUAAACUGAAGGUCUACACCAGUGGAGUCCAUGGCUUCAUCAAGACAGACUUUGAUCUGAGAGUCAGCUUUGACUGGCACAGCCAUGCCAGGGUCAUUAUUCCCAACAUGUAUGCUGAUUCUGUCUGUGGACUCUGUGGCAAUGCCAAUCAGGAUUCUAGUGAUGACUUUAACAUGAAGGAUGGAGCUCAGGCAAGGGAUGUAUAUGAGUUUGCAAAGAGUUGGAAGCUCCACGAGAUCUCAGGGUGCUCAGAAGGUUGCACCAAUAACUGUCCAGUGUGCAGUCCAGCAGAUGAGCGAUUGUACAAUGGUCAACAGUAUUGCGGGAUCCUCACCAGGAAGGAUGGACCAUUCAGGCAGUGCCAUGGAGUCAUUGACCCAACAUACUACUUUGAUGACUGUGUCUUUGACACCUGCCUAUACAGGGGUCUCCGUGACAAUCUCUGCAGUGCCAUCAGUGCUUACGUGACAGACUGCCAAGCUCAGGGCAUUCAGAUUGGGCAGUGGAGAUCCACCUCCUUCUGUAGCAUUUCCUGUCCACGUAAUUCCCACUACAAACUCUGUGGCAAUGGCUGCCCCACCACUUGUCACCAGCUCUCGGCUCCAGAAACAUGUGAGAGUCCAUGUGUAGAAGGCUGUUUCUGUGACUCUGGAUUCAUCCGCAGCGGGGACCAAUGUGUCCCUCUUACCGAGUGUGGCUGUGCGCACCACGGCACAUACUACAAGAAGGGGGAGCAGUUCAUUCCAUUCUCCUCCUGCCAGGAGACGUGUGAAUGCACCGAUCUCGGCACCGUCAAGUGCCAGCAGUUCUCCUGCGGAGCUCAGGAAGAGUGCAAGGAGGAGAACGGCAUCCGAGGCUGCUACCCUGUGGGAUACGGGACGAUGACAACAUACGGCAACCUCCAUCAUAUUUCCUUCGAUGGACAAAGUUUUGAUUUCCGUGGCGCCGGCACUUACAACUUAGUCAAAGUCUUUGGCGAGGACACAGUGCAAGAGAAGUUCUCAGUGUCGGUGGAAAAUGAGAAGCAGGAUGAUGGGACAAUUAUUUUGGAAUCUGUUGUAAUCAACAUUGAUGAACAUAUGGUUGUCUUGGAAAGAGGAAUGCAAUGGAAAGCUACGGUGGAUGAAGAAUUCUACAGUUUGCCACUGAACAGAGAUGAUGGGAAAUUUCAGAUCACCCAAGAAGGGAACAAUAUCAUUUUCCAGUCAUCUGAUGGAUUCAGUGUCAUCUAUGAUACCGCCUCAUAUGUCAGUGUUUCUGUCCCCAUCACCUACCAGGGACACCUGAAUGGUCUCGGGGGCAACUUCAAUGGUGAUAGCACGGAUGAUUUCAUGAUGUCCGAUGGAAAGCUCACAGACAAUGUAGAUGAGUUUGGGGCCUCUUGGAAUGUCCCUGGGGCUGGUGGCAGUUGCUCAGAUAGCUGUGUAGAGGAACUACCUGACUAUAAUUCAGAUGAGGCAAUACAAUAUACGGAUGGACAGUACUGUGGAAAGAUCAAGUCUGAGAAAGGCCCAUUUAGUGACUGUCACUCAUUGGUGAGCCCUGAUGUGUACUUUGACAACUGCCUGUAUGAUAUGUACGUGUCCAAUGGGGCACAAGAAUCCCUCUGUCGAAGCCUUCAAGCCUACGUAGCUGCAUGUCAGGCAGCUGGAGCCAGUAUUGAAGCUUGGAGAACAGCCUCCAUCUGUCCCCUCACCUGCCCAACCAACAGCCACUAUGAGAUAUGCACCACACUUUGCGAUUUUAGCUGUGCAAGUUUGUACACUCCAAUCCAUUGCACAAAGAAAUGCUUUGAAGGCUGCCAGUGCAAUGAUGGCUGCAUGUUUGAUGGUGGUAACUGUGUGCCUAUAGACCAAUGUGGCUGUGUGCAUGGUGGAUUGUACCUCAAGGCUGGAGAGAGCAUCUUCUCUAGCAACUGCGUGGAGAGAUGCACGUGCAGAGACUCAGGCCGGGUUACCUGUGAGGAAACCAGUUGCGGGGCGGAUGAGAUCUGUGCACUUAAGAACGGCGUGCGCGGCUGUAAGCGCAAGGAAGGCCAGUGCAAAGUCACGCCAGCGGCCCAGCUCACUUCCUUUGAUGGCGCCUCAGGAAAGUACCUCUGCAGUGGGGUGUAUGAUGUGGCCUCUGUAUGCGAUGAAAGCACCGACACCUGGUUCAGGGUGACGGUGAGCAUUGGAAAGGACAGCGAUGACGCCCUGGUAGUUGGAAAGGCCAUUUAUGUUUACUUCCGGGAUGCAUCCAUCACUGUGAAAAAAAACAAUAGGAUAUGGGUAAAUGGGCGCUCGGUAACUCUGCCAUACAAGGUCACCAAUGCUGUGUCUGUGAGCAAGGUUACAGAUGGGAUCCUGAUUGACCAAGCCACUCAGAUGCAGGUCCUGUUUCAUCCCAGUGGAGAGGUGGCAGUAAAAGUUAAGGAGACCUUUGGAGGGAAGCUCUGUGCCCCAUGUGGAAACUUCAAUGGAGACAGCACAGAUGACCUGAAGCUUCCCAGUGGGAAGUCCGAGGAGAACACGUCUGAAGUCCUCCAUGCUUGGAAGGCCAAGGACUUCUAACAGGAGGUGCAUCAUUUUUGGAAGAUAUUGGUGAAUCAAGGGGAGCAGAGUGGAAGAGACUGAAACCAUACAAGAACUGUGGAUAUGUCUGAGAGGUCUUUUAGUGUGCAGUUUCACCCUGAGGCCCCAAUGACCUUCAGUUCACGCUUGAUUUUCAACGAAAACAACUGCUACUUUCCCUAUCAAGCAAUGAUCACUGCUUGUAAAUGGGAAUAGUGAAAGGAAGCCUAUUUGGUUAAUCCUGAAUUUUAAUUGAUGUACUGGAUCAAUAUUAAUAAAUUGUACUCAUUGAUGA
Elgaria multicarinata webbii is the source of this 5094-nucleotide messenger RNA. Its product is annotated as IgGFc-binding protein-like. NCBI's taxonomy places the organism in Eukaryota, Metazoa, Chordata, Lepidosauria, Squamata, Anguidae. The transcript has 12 exons. Gene Ontology annotation, molecular function: protein binding. The record is from RefSeq and is a predicted model, not a curated record. The coding region runs from base 291 to 4799 and encodes 1502 amino acids.